This is a messenger RNA of Lottia gigantea (owl limpet), 930 nucleotides long. RefSeq lists its product as hypothetical. Bases 1 to 930 code for a protein of 309 amino acids. NCBI's taxonomy places the organism in Eukaryota, Metazoa, Mollusca, Gastropoda, Lottiidae. Gene Ontology annotation, cellular component: mitochondrion. Gene Ontology annotation, molecular function: glycine N-acyltransferase activity. The transcript has 6 exons. The record is from RefSeq and is a predicted model, not a curated record.
AUGGAAACAGUGAUAGUCAAGUUUGAAUGGUAUAAUGAAUUAUUGAAGAAACUUGAAGAUUUUUUCCCUAAUAGUCAAAAGCUAAGUGGUGAAUUACGGUGCGCUAUGGAAAGAAAGUGGAAGAAUAUGCAUGGAUUUAUUUGUUUAGUUGAUUCCUGGCCGAAGUUUACCACUGUCAUUUGGAAACCGGACUCAACUGAUAAUAGAUUAGAAUUCAUGAAGAAUCACCAUGUCAUCGUGACGAAGAGUAAGGAACAGUUUAAAAAGAUGUUACAAACUCCGGGCGUUAUCAAUUGGAAAUCCUGCUGUAGAUUUGCAGUCAUAAAUGAGAGAUUGUUUAAAAUCAUGAAGGAGGUCUCAGAAGAAAAUGGUGGAAAAUUCACCGCGCAUUGGUCUUUUUCUCCUUUGCAACCAAUUUUGCAAUUUGCAUUAGAAGUCUACGAUUCUUGGCUAUGGAACCGGUCAGUCUUAGUCGGAGAGAAUCAUUCACCAUCUAGUAUUAGUGACAUUGAUUGCGAAAGAUCGGUACCUGAAGGAUUUUCCCUGAAACCAUUGACCAAGGCUGACGUCGACAUGGUGGUGACAAAUUGGAAUUAUGUGGACGACGGACUCUUGGAAUACACUACAGCGCUAAUAAAAAGCUUUACAUCAGUUGCUUUGUAUAAUCAAGGGCAACAACUCGUGGGAUACAUGUUAGAAUAUAAUAAUGAAGAAAUUGGUUUCUUGCACUUAUUUGAAGAAUUCAGGGGUCAAGGUUAUAGUAAGGUCAUAGUAUCAAGCCUUGCCAAGAAAUUACUAGAAAAUGGCCGCAAAGUUUACGUUUGUAUUUAUUCUAACAAUACAGUAUCUCGUAAUCUUCAUAAAAGUCUUGGAUUCCAUGAGCAUCCUGAAAUUUAUUCUUGGUUAAUGGUGCAUGAUCCAUGCAACUAG